CAAACACGUCCAUGUAAUGUUGUUUAGUUGUAUUUUCUGUGCAAAAACACCAUCUGCGUGUACGAUUCUAAAGCCACUCUAACAUAAUGUUUAAUUUGUGUCUCUCAACAGGAAAAGCCCAUAAAAGCAUCUCAGGAUGGCUCUGAAUGUGCCCGGUUUGAUAGUGAUGGUGGUGUUCUACGUGUUGAUUUUGGGUACGGGGAUCUGGGCGUCGGUUCGCUCCAGGAGGGCGGAGAACAAGUGCUCGGGGGGCAGCAUGGAGAUAACACUACUGGCUGGACGCAAGAUCAACCUACUGGUUGGGAUUUUCACUCUGACUGCGACGUGGGUUGGUGGAGGUUUCAUCCUUGGCAUUGCUGAAGCGACGUACAACCCAACGCUGGGAGCAGUCUGGGCGCUCAUGCCUGUACCGUACGUUCUGACCUUCUUCAUAGGAGGCUUCUUCUUYGUGAAGCCGAUGCGAGAAAACAACUACAUGACAAUGAUGGACCCGUUCCAAAAGAAGUACGGGAACGUCYUGAGCAGCGCUCUGAUCUUCCCUGCUCUGGUGGCUGAUGUUCUGUGGGUGGCACGCACACUGGUCAGCCUGGGCGGAACGAUGAAGGUCAUCCUGGACCUGCCCUACGUCUACUCCAUCAUCAUCUCCUCAGCGGUGGCUAUAGUCUACACCCUGCUGGGGGGGCUCUACUCUGUUGCGUACACAGACGUCAUCCAGUUGAUCCUCAUCUUUGUCAGCCUGUGGGUCUGUGUUCCCUUCCUGAUGACCAACCCUCACUCUGUGGACAUUUCUCUGACAGCCUACAACCAGACUUUCCAGGCUCCCUGGGUGGGCACCGUGGAGCUGGACGAGGCCGGGAAGUGGUUUGAUGACUUCAUGCUGCUGGCUCUGGGAGGUUUGGCCUACCAGGCUUUCUACCAGAGAAUCCUGUCCUCCUCAUCCUACACCCAGGCUCAGGUGACGUGCUUCGCCUCCUCAGCCUUCUGCCUGGUUCUGGGUAUCCCGUCUGUUCUGGUCGGAGCUGUGGCUGCAUCUACAGACUGGAACUCCACUGCGUAUGGAUUGCCCACCCCAUACGAGCGCAGCGAUGCAGGAUCCAUCCUCCCCCUCUCCCUGYUGUACCUCACCCCCACUUUCGUCUCGGUCAUCGGGAUCGGAGCUGUAGCCGCGGCUGUCAUGUCCUCUAUGGACUCGGCCCUGCUGUCCUCGGCCUCGUUGUUCUCCGCAAACAUUUACAAAAACAUCAUCAGGAAGCAAGCUUCAGACUCUGAGAUGCAGUGGGUGAUCCGGAUCUCGGUGGUGGUGGUGGGCCUGGCUGGGACGGGUCUCACCUUCCUGGACAGCAGCGUCCUGGUYUUCUGGAUCGUUGGCGUCGACAUGUCCUACACAAUCAUGUUUUCGCAGCUGGUCUGCAUUCUCUUUUUUAAGAUCUCUAACGGUUACGGAGCCACAGUGGGCUACGUCCUGGGCUUUGUCCUCAGAGUCCUGAGCGGAGAGCCGCUCCUCGGCCUCCCGCCCGUCAUCAGGUUCCCCGGCUGCCGCCUGAACAAGGAAGGCAAGCUAACCCAGUACUUCCCUUUCCGCACCUUCAUCAUGGUCACCUCCCUYGUGUCCAUCGUCCUGUUCUCAUGGUUGGCCUCGGUCGUCUUCAGCAGAGGCCUCCUGCCCGACCAGUGGGACGUGUUUCACAUCAAACACAAACAAAGUGACGAAGCCACGAACGUAAACCUGAACCAGAACGAGGACGACGUCACGGCCAAACAGCCUCUGAAAACCAGCCGCUGCUAAACUUUGGUUCAAAACAUGAAACCUGCAGAAAAUCUGCUUUUAUAUUAAAUAAACACAUUUACAUUUUGAUUCACAUAACAAAGACUUUACUUUUAUACUAAWAUCUGCAAAAUGUGU
This is a messenger RNA of Austrofundulus limnaeus, 1903 nucleotides long. RefSeq names its product high affinity choline transporter 1. NCBI's taxonomy places the organism in Eukaryota, Metazoa, Chordata, Actinopteri, Cyprinodontiformes, Rivulidae. Gene Ontology annotation, biological process: acetylcholine biosynthetic process; choline transport; transmembrane transport. Gene Ontology annotation, cellular component: plasma membrane. The record is from RefSeq and is a predicted model, not a curated record. Bases 137 to 1786 code for a protein of 549 amino acids. The transcript has 8 exons. Gene Ontology annotation, molecular function: choline:sodium symporter activity.